AAAACUUUCUUCAAUUCCUUAUUGUAAUUAUUUCUCACUUCUUUUUGUUCUCAAACUUUCAAAAAUUCAUCAAAUUAACGUCGAAGCUAGUUUUAUUAAUGGGAAUAUUCAUAUUCAGUUAAGAGAAAAUCUCAAAGAGCAAAAGAAGUAUGUCGGAUGACGAGGAUCCUUAUCCUAAUCCUGAUCCUGAUCCAGUAAGCAUUCUGCAAAGGAUAGAAAAUGAGCAUGGUGACUUGACGAAUGAAAAAAAGAAGGAAAUCAAGUUGAUUAAGACAGAGUUAUGGUUUCUUGGUAGAUUUCUCCUCUUGAGGUCUAGUUCCUACAGUGAAACCCAUCAAAUGCGGAUUAGAAGUCUUCUGCUAUAUGCAGCAGAUCUGUACAGCUCUAACUUUGAUACGGAUCCCUCUUAUGUGCUACGAGCGAUUGAGCAUUUCAAAUACAUUAUCCCAAAUGUGUAUAAUGAUUUUGCAGAAACUCCAGCUCCAGUUACUACUCCUCUGACUCACGUACAUGUGCUGGAAUACAUAGACAACGUUGUACAGAAUCUGAAGGACCUGCUGAUUGUUCGCCUUGUCGAGCAUCCUUCUGAUGAACAAUAUCAACUGGAAGUAGUUGAAAAGGAGUUGAAAGCACUGAAGAAGUUUGUCUUCUUUCUGGGAGAAAUAUGCAUUUCUAAACAACAAAUUAACUGCUGGCAAACUUUCUUGCUUCAUGUUAAAUUUGUGGCUACCCUUGCAGCAAUUUUUUUAUACUUGCCUUGUGACGAUAGAUUUACUUAUUUGCUGAAUAAGAUUAAGCCUAUUGAGCGAGACGUCCAAGUCAUCUACACUGAGGUCCUGAAAUAUACUUUGAAGUUAUUAUCAGCUCGCAGUAGCACUCAUAUCAACUUGGACCUAAAUAGUAAAGCCACCCAUGAAUUCAUGGAUUCCCUUCUGCACAUGCACAUGGAGUUAAUACGGGAUUCUUCAUUGACUAUGGAUCAGAAUUAUACUCUUCCUGAACAGUUUAACUGUUUGAGAAAUUUUCUCGAAGAGUUACCAUUGGUUAACGACAUUCAGGAUGAGAUGAGGAUCCAUUUCUUCAAACGUCUAGUGAUGGUGGUCAUUCAUGCUGGACUUGUUGUCCACUCGUUGGGUGAUAGCAGCAAGGACGAUUGGCACCAAGAAUUGCUUCUUCUCAAUGACAUGAUUCGGUCCGUCAAAACCGAGUUUUACCACAAGAUCCGAGAGUGGGUAACAUCUCAUUUGCCCAAGAAUGAUAAAUUGGGCUUUUCCAAUUGCCUUCUUGAUAGCUUGAAGGAGUUCCUGUCUGGCCAUUCUGCUUCACUUGCUUCUGUGAAGGAUCAAUUUGAAGUAGUCCAUGAGGAGCUUAACUUUUUCGAGCCUUUCAUCAUGCGUGUAGAAGAACAAGGCAAUAACAAGCGUAACGAACUCCAAAAUCUUGUUGGAAGAGUCGUUGAUAAGGCUUAUGAGGUCGAGUACAUACUUGAUUCUUUUGCAUUUAGUGAUGUACCGCUUACUUUUCUUAAGACGUGGCUCUUGGAAAUCAUAAGGGAGAUUGAGCUCAUUAAGACAGAGUUGACCAAACCCAAGGAGAAAAAUAUGACAAGUGCCUCCCAUGCUACCGACGGAGAACUGGUUGGUUUUAUGGAUGUCUGUAAAACUAUAAGAGAUCAACUAGUUGGAGGAUCACAAGAACUUGAUGUUGUUUCCAUUGUGGGUAUGGCAGGAUCAGGCAAAACGACCCUUGCUCGAAGUUUUAUCAAUGAUGACGUAAUUGUUUCUCAUUUUGAUUUCUGGGCAGAGUGUCGUGUUUCACAAGAAUACACGCGUGAAGCCUUGCUGUUUUCCAUUUUGAGUUCUGCUAAUUCUGGGCUCACUGGUAUUAGUAAAAGAGGUGCUGAUGUAUUAGCUGAUAAACUAAGAAAAACUCUGUUGCCAAAGAGAUACCUCUUAAUUAUUGACGAUGUGUGGGAAGCAAAAGCAUGGGAGGAUUUGAGAUUAUGCUUUCCUGAUGCUAAAAAAGGUAGCAGAAUAAUUCUGACGACCAGACUUAAAGAAGUUGCUGUGUAUGCGAAAUGUGUCACUGAACCCAUAUACUUGCGUAGUCUGGAAGAUUCAGAAAGUUGGUUGUUAUUACAAAAAAAGGUAUUUGGGGAAGAAAUCUGCCCAGAAGAGCUAAAAGAAGUUGGGCAAAACAUUGCAUUCAAGUGUAAUGGGCUGCCACUUUCCGUUGUAUUAGUGGCUGGUCUUCUCUCAAAGAUUGACAAGACAGAAAGAUGCUGGACGCGGAUGGAAUUAAGUUUUGGGGAAAGAGUGCAGGAUGGUGCAAAGGAUUUAGUAAAAUUAAGUUACGAUGAUUUACCUAACAAACUAAAAUCAUGCUUUCUAUAUUUCGGAGCAUUUUUAGAGGACAGAGAGAUUUCAGUGUCAAAAUUAACAAGCUUAUGGAUUGCUGAGGCAUUCAUAAAAAACAAUGAGGACAAGUGUUUGGAGGAUACGGCAGAAGAUUACUUGGAGGAUCUUAUUGGAAGAAACCUCAUUAUGGUAACUAAGAGGAGAUCAAUCGGGAAGAUCAAAGCAUGUCGUGUGCACGAUCUAAUGCUCGAUUUCUGCAAGGAGAAAGCUAAGGAAGAUAAUUUCCUUUUGUGGCUAAAAAGAGAUCACAAAUCCAAUCCUCCACGUUUUUAUUCUGAAAGGCCUAUCCACCGCCGCUUAUCUGUUUGUUCUAAUCGGGAUGAUCUUUCUGAGUGGAGGCCAUCAUGUUCGCACGCUCGUUCUUUAUUAUUCAGGGAGCUUAGCGAUAAUGCAUGUUCAUCAAUGGGACAUGCCUCUGCCAUCUUUGGUAAUUUCAAAUUUCUCAGGGUGUUAGACUUGGAGGUCGUUCUUGUAGAUUCUUUUCCCACUGAACUUAAUCAUCUAAGGUACCUCGCUGUUCAAACUACUAAGAGUUCUAUUCCAUCAUCUAUAGAAAAUCUUUGGAAUCUUCAAACAUUCAUAGUCAAAAGAAAUGGAGGACAGGUAUGGCUGCCAGAUACUUUUUGGAAGCUAAGUAAGUUGAGAUAUGUUAGCAUUAGUGAUAGCGCUUUGUUUGAUUUUCGUGGUGCACAAGAAUCCCAUGAUGGGAACUCCUCAAAACUGGACAAUUUGGAAACAUUUUCCUCAAUUUAUGUUUCCAGGGCGAACAAUAUGGAGAGGAUGGUAAGAAGAACACCCAACCUUCGAAAGUUAAGAUGUGUAUUUACUGAUUUAGGGCGUUGGGGAAAGAAUGAAAAUCGGUUUCCUGUAUUAGACUCAUUAUCUCGACUUGAAACGCUAAAAGUAGUCUUCAUUGGUAUCUUGGAGAUAGGUCCUUCAAGAUUAAACUUUCCACAGAAUCUCAAGAAAUUGACAUUAUGCAAAUUUCCUUUGCCACCUGCGGAAAUUUCAACCAUUGCCAAACUUGUCAACCUUGAGGUACUUAAACUGCAACAAGUUGCCUUUGAAAUGGGCGAAUGGGAAGUGAGAGAUAGGGAGUUCUCUCAGCUCAAAUUCUUGGAACUAGAAAAUGUCAAACUCUCAAAAUGGGAAGUGUUUGAUGAAGCCUUCAAUUGCCUUGAGAAAUUGGUUUUGCAUGGAUGUUUAUAUCUCGAAGCUAUCCCUGAUUGUUUUGAGGACCUAGAUUAUUUGCGAUACAUUGAGGUAAAAUCAUGCAGUGAAGAUGUUGCCGACUCAGCUAGGAUUAUCAAAGAAGCAAGAGUUGAUAACGGCUACAAAUGUGACGUUAAAAUCUUUUCUUAGGAUUAAAGUAUUAAGGCUGCAACCUUUAGUUCAUUUCCAAUCUGAUUGCAGCUAUUCUUUGUUGUUGCUGGUUUUAGCAGAGAGCUGGUUCAUGUUAUUUGUUGGUGGCUGAUGAGAUAGUUGUUGGGGCAGCAGCAGGUUCUUUGUCUCUCUACUGCAUGUUAUACUUUUGGGGCUUGUUGCACUAGUAGUCUUGGGAACUUUUCUGAAUGAGUGAUGACUUUAUGUCCUCUUGAUGUUUAUGGAUAAGUUGUGUCUUUAUAAAUUGAUUUAUAAAUGAAUUCUAGAUGCAAGUUUCCCAAACACAGUCAAGUAUUAUUAACUUAUCCUAUAUAUAUCAAGUGCUCGAUAUUAAUAAAUGAUUUAAUUGAGUAGAAACCAUAUCUAUUGACAA
Molecule: messenger RNA, 4173 nt
Organism: Solanum dulcamara
Lineage: Eukaryota; Viridiplantae; Streptophyta; Magnoliopsida; Solanales; Solanaceae
Product: putative late blight resistance protein homolog R1A-3
Exons: 4
Coding region: 150-3779 (1209 amino acids)
Biological process (GO): defense response to other organism
Molecular function (GO): ADP binding
Source: RefSeq, a predicted model, not a curated record